Messenger RNA from Osmia bicornis bicornis, 11542 nucleotides. RefSeq names its product synaptotagmin 1 (gene Syt1). Gene Ontology annotation, molecular function: syntaxin binding; clathrin binding; phosphatidylserine binding. Lineage: Eukaryota; Metazoa; Arthropoda; Insecta; Hymenoptera; Megachilidae. The transcript is spliced from 9 exons. The coding region runs from base 3017 to 4309 and encodes 430 amino acids. The record is from RefSeq and is a predicted model, not a curated record. Gene Ontology annotation, cellular component: axon; dense core granule; synaptic vesicle membrane. Gene Ontology annotation, biological process: calcium ion-regulated exocytosis of neurotransmitter; synaptic vesicle endocytosis; regulation of dopamine secretion.
UUUAUUUUUACAGAACAGUUUCCUGUCCACCUGUAUCACUGAAGGGCAUUAAUACAAAUAGGAUAUUUAUUUACUCCUUCUUUUUAUUAAAUAUAUAUAAAAAAUAUGUAUAUAAGUUACAAUGUUGUGUGUAAAGCUGAAAUCAUACACGGUGAGUAACAUCCAGUUCUAAUUCGUAGUGUUGAUAGAAAAAACAUUUAAAUGCUAUGAGUUAUUAUAUACUCCCUUCCCUUGCCCUGUUAAACAACCUUCCAAUCAUAUUUACCAAAACAAAAUAGAUUUAAUCAGUACAUCUAUUACCAGAGAAAAAAAGAGGAUUAACAUCGAGCAAGAUUCUUUUUAAACAGCAACAACUGUUUGAAAUAUUUCGUCUACUUUUGGACCAUAUUAUUAAUUUAUGCCUUCAUUACUCUUGUGUAUUUCUUUGUUCUUGUUUAAAUAUCCACAUUUGAAUGACACGUAUAAUUUAUCAAACUGCUAACAAUAACAUUUGAAAUGAUCUGCAAUUUAUCUAUACUGUGUGUGUGUGUGUGUUUGUGUUGGUAAUUAAGUAUAUAAGGUGAGCUGCAAGAAACGAAAUGGUCAAAUUAUUUUUUCAGAUUUGAUAAAUGGGAAUACGUAUUAUUUUAUAAUUUUCAACAAAAUUAUUUGAUCCGUUUCUCACCACUCAUCCUGUAAAUCACGCUCGAAUAUGUACACAAUGUACAAAUUUAUAUUGCUGUUUGUAAAUUUAAUUCGUUACUCAGUCCACUUAUAGAAUGCUGGGGAAAUAAUGGUCAUGGAUUAUAUUUUCCAUGUUGUUUAGAUGAACUUUUGCAAAAAAAUACUCAGUCAUAAAAUUAAUAGAAUUUUAAAGAUAUAUUAGAAUUUUGAUGGAAUAUCAGUGUAUUUUCAAAGUACUGAUGAAAUAUUAGUGCGCUUUAAUACCUCUCAUAUAGUUAGUCUGUCAAAAGACUGAUCGCAAGUAUUAGUGGAUCCUCAGUCUCUUGAUGAUACUAACAUAACUAUGGGAAAAUCUUCCUAAAAGACACAACCCAUUUUUAAAAAUCCCAGAUACUAUUUACUUUUAUCUAUCCAGAGAGUACAAUACAUAGAAUUUAAAACAAAAAACACUUUUGAUCUUUAAUUUGAAGGUUUUGAAUCAUUUUCAGACUGGAUUCCUUUGCAAAUGUGCAUUCAAGUGUAAUGUAGACUUCCUAAGAUUUCCAUAGGCUCUCCCUGAAUUCUCCCAAAACCAAAAAUAUCUAGAGGAAAGUUCCUCUCCCAACAAUUACUCUUUCAAAGGGGGAUAAACUAACCUCCUUGAGUUAGUCUCAAACUUUAUACAACAGCAGAAAACCCCAAAAUUAGUACAUAACAAUUUUGCAAAGUAGUAAAACAUACCCCACAAGGAAAUUCUAAACAUGAAUUUUGUCCUUAUCUCUCAGAGGUACGCAUUGUGAUUUAAGCAAAAUUGUUAACCUUGAGGUCUAUUAUUAUGCAAAGUUUAAAUUCUUAAGAAGCCUUUGUUGCAGCAAAGUGUACAUUCAACAUAUAAACCAUGAUCAUUACUUUCUUAACAAGCUAUGCAAGUUACUCUAUUGAGUUGUCUCACAUUGACUUGUUCAUAUAAUUUAACAUUUUAACUGCCAUGUCACCUAUUUCAUGGAAUAAACUUACAUAGCCAGUUAUAAAUAAUUUUACCAAAUACUUGAAAGUAUAUUCACUAAGAAGAAUUAUUCAUCAUAGAAAAUAAUUUAAUAAUAAUCGAACAUGGCAGUCAAAGUGUCGCCGAAUUUUACACGAUGAUGUAUCGCUAUAUUUGUCUAUUGUACAACUAUUUAGACAAGUAGAACUAUUGGUUGCUGUUUCGACGUUUACAAGUCUGACAGAUGUCGGAUUACAAGCGUGUAAGUAUGUGCAAUUAUUUCUCGCAUUCAAUUCAUAAUUCGCUUACACUAGAGAGUUAAUUAGAUACAAAUUCGUGUUUGUGAGGAAGCGCGGAGAAUCGCAACGUGCAUAUACAAUACGUUUAUUAUUAAAUUGGACAGAUAUUGCAGUCUUGUUUAUAGUGAUUUUUGCUAUGAAACGUAUACACUGUCGUUUCGUUUCUCUCAUUUCAAGUGAUCUCUUUAUACAAAUAGUGAACGCAAGUUGUUUCGUACAAAUUCAGUAACUUUACUCCCAAGAGUAACAUCGUGAAUCUUAUUUACCACAAACUGUACACCAUUCAAUUAUUAACAUACAAUUCUUAUAUACAAAUUUAUCUUUGCGUGCCCCUAGUUAUUUAUAUUUAACGUGUGUGCCUCGCACUAUGUACAAUUGAUGGAAAUUAACUUACACAUGUAUAUGGCAGCUUUACAGGUCAUGUAUAAAAUUCUGUACACACACGUACGUAUUUCUAUUAGUGUGAUUUAAAUGCAUACAAACAGUGUUUAAAUUACGAAAAAAAAGGAAAUAAAAUUGUUUCGCUUGAAAAAAAUGGAUAUACAUAAUAUUAGACUAAAUUUAAAUGGAAUAUCAUUUUAUCAUACCCAUCUUGAUAUGUGGUAAAAGUAAUUCCAUUAAUAUCUUCAUAAACAAUAUUCUUAUAAAAAUUGUUAAUCUAAUACCAUGCUUCUCCUCGAAAAUUGAGCAAUUUUUAUGGAAAGUGUCAGUAAUAAGAAAAAUAACUACGUAUACAUUUAAAUCAAACAAUCAGUAUAAUGUACUAAAUGCAUUAUACGUAUAGUUUGUUUCCAACUUAGAUUUCAAAACUUCAAUCUCAUCACUUUUGAGAUAGACACAUAGGUCAUCUUCACAUCACUUUGAAUAUGUUAUUUGUAACCCACUGUUCUCAGUGUGUGUACAUUCGAAUGUUUACUCUAGGUGGCAACUACUUCUAUACGAAACUGUAAAUAAGAAUAAGACAGUCGUGUUUGAACCAGCAAAGAGAUCGAACGUUCUCAAAGGACUUAACGAAGCGUUAUUUCUGUGACAAAGUAUGUAAAGUGACGCUAACAUAAUUGCACAAUUAACGUGUGUGACAAUACACAAAAUGCCUGCCAUAAAGAGAGAGGCAGAGCCCUUGCCAGAGGACGAUGUAACCCAAAAUAUUAAUGACUCGACAUUCAUCUAUAGUACAGAGGAGCUUGAAACAGGAACGGAGGCGGAAGUGGGGACCGAAUCUGUCGCAGAAACGUUUGAAACUGAAGUACAGAAUUUGGGGAAGGAACUUGCGGAAGAGAUGGGAAUACCAACAUGGGGACUAGUCGCAAUUUUAAUAGCUGUAGGAGUAGUAGUUCUCGGGAUAUGCUUCUGCUGCAUAAGAAGAUGCUGUCGCAAAAGACGAUCCAAGGACGGCAAGAAAGGGUUGAAGGGUGCAGUAGAUUUGAAGUCGGUGCAACUGUUAGGAAGCACGUACAAAGACAAGGUUCAGCCGGAUAUGGAAGAAUUGACCGACAAUGCUGAGGAGCCGGACGAAGCUGAAAGCAAGCAGAGUGAGGUGAAGCUCGGUAGACUUCAAUACAAGCUCGAAUACGACUUCAACACGAACAGUUUGGCAGUGACGGUGAUACAAGCUGAAGACCUUCCAGCAUUGGACAUGGGUGGUACGUCCGACCCGUACGUGAAGGUGUAUCUGUUACCGGAUAAGAAGAAAAAAUUCGAAACAAAAGUGCACAGGAAAACUCUCAGUCCGGUUUUCAAUGAAACUUUCACAUUCAAGAGUGUUCCUUACGCAGACGCCAUGAACAAGACGCUCGUUUUCGCGAUCUUCGACUUCGACAGGUUCUCGAAACACGACCAAAUCGGUGAAGUGAAGGUUCCACUCUGCCAGGUUGAUUUGGCUCAAACGAUUGAAGAAUGGAGGGAACUGCAAAGUGUCGAGGGUGAAGGUGGUCAGGAUAACAAAUUGGGAGAUAUAUGCUUCUCGCUUCGAUACGUACCCACAGCCGGUAAACUGACGGUGGUCAUCUUAGAAGCGAAGAACUUGAAGAAAAUGGACGUCGGUGGUCUGUCAGAUCCUUAUGUGAAAAUUGCUUUGAUGCAAAAUGGCAAGAGAUUGAAGAAAAAGAAAACGUCCAUUAAGAAGUGCACACUUAAUCCUUAUUACAACGAAUCAUUCACGUUUGAGGUACCCUUCGAGCAGAUACAGAAAGUGCAAUUGGUUGUCACGGUAGUCGAUUACGAUCGUAUCGGCACCUCAGAACCCAUUGGGAAGGUCGUCUUGGGGCACAACGCGAGUGGAACAGAGUUGAGACACUGGACCGAUAUGUUGGCAACCCCGAGACGUCCUAUUGCUCAAUGGCACACGCUUAAAGAUCCCGAGGACGGCGACAAGAAAGACUAAGUUCGUUUCGAAAUUGUCCAGGUUUAAGGUAAUGCACACCAAAGGUUCUAAGCAGUUACGACAAAUGUACAGAAAAAAGCAUUUCUUUCGUUUUUUCGUAUGUUUUCCGUUUUACGCUUUUUGCCAUCCCUCCCUCCCCCUUCCCCUCACUCGACAAACUAAAUAUAUAUAUAUAUACUAUAUAUAUAUAUAAAUAUAUGUAUAUUUUCCAAUGAUAUCCACGAUUCCACUGUACGAGGAUGCAGGAUUUCUCUGGACAAACGAAAGAAACGAGAGAUGUGCAAAAGAAAAAUUUGAAAAAAAUGAAAAAACAUGAUAGAGAAGAGACAUAAAAUGAGAUGCAACGAUCUCUCGAUGUAGCUGGUCGUUCUAUUUAAAAGAAAAAAAAAGAAAUAUAAUCGUGCACGAGAAUGAUAGAGAGAACGUGAGACGGAUGAGAGAAAGACAGAGCGAAAGGUAGAAUGAAAGGAUUAAAUACUAAGAAAGAGAGAGAGAGAAAAAAGAAACAAAAGGGGAUAACUUUAGUAGAUAUUAAUAAUCUAUUGCUAACUAAACAAUAAACACCACCAAAAUGGUUUUAGUAUUAAAUAUGUUCUCAUGGAGUGUAGUGUCUUGUAUAUACGUAUAUCUACUAUACUUUCUUCUGUAGAUGUAAUGUCGAAUGAAUUUAAAAUAACGCGUCUCCUCCUCGAGGUAUCUCGAUGAAGCAUUGAGUAUUUGCAACGCGUAUGUAUCUUUUAUUUUCUCAAAUACGAGUUCUAAAUAGUAAGAUAGCAUGUUUUUUGUUCGUUGUUUAAAUUGAUGGCACGUUUUUUGAUGAGAUGUUUAUAAGAUAGCGAUGCUGUUAAUCUUAUUAGAAAUUAUAUUAUAUAUAUUAUAUUCCGCGUAUAAUAUAUACGACGUAAAUCGUGUUGGACUGUGUGAGCAGUAGUGGAACAUCAACGACGUUUGUACAAAUCGAUAGUCGUGUUCGUGCAAAAAAAAUAAAUGAACAAGUAUAAUUACCUAUAGUUAUAAUUAUAUUGUAAUCAAUACAUAUAAUAGAAACUGAACGGUUUCGUCAUUGUAACUUACCCGAUCGCCUUUAUAUGAUUUCUUUUGUACAAUUCAAAUGCGAACUUUCCUACUGUUUCUCUUCUUUGUAUUAAUAUUUAUUUGCUAGUAUUUCAAGGAACGAUGCAUUGAAUUUUUUUGCAAAACGACAAUGCUUAGAUCGCGAUACCUUUGUACUGGUAACGACCAUAGACUAUGCGCUACCUGUACGGGUAACUCGUCCGAUCAAAACGAAUCUCCCAUCAACGCAGAGGACGGGAAAUUCAAAAACUUCUCUAAUAAAAUACAAGUUUCUACGGUUUCACUAGCGAACAAACUCCACAGAAGUUUUUGUUGUAAUUGCAUCGUUCGAUUAUAAUACUUUCACUAGCAUAAUUUCAUAGUUCACUUGUUUUAUCGAUAAAAGUGUUAUAAUCGAUGACUGCACGAAUGGUGGUUUGUUCGUAGAGCGAGACUGAAAUAGAACAAAGGAAUACGUUUUGAUUAGCGAGUUACCGAGAUUGAAUGUGCGGAAUUGUUGGUAAACAUUGUAUCUUUAUCCACGGGUGUUCGUUUUUCCCGCGAUUCUGCAUGUUCGUUCAAAAUAUACAUACAUGUGUACGUGAAAUUGUAAACAUAUUGGUGUACACAGUGUUUCAUAACGUGUGGGGCCCUGUUCAGCAGAAGAUUAGAGACACGGACAUUGUAAAAGGAGUUCCUAUAGACAUACAUAUACUUGUCGUCAAAUCAGACUUCCCUAGGGAAAAUAGUAGUAUAGGAGAAACAGAAAUUCCCAAAAUGUUAAUUUUGAUGAUAUUAAUAUUAAAAGUAAUUUAAAUUAAAAAAAUAUAUAAUUUUUAAUUAUUAAAUAUCAAAAAUUUGGCAAAACAAUAAAUAAAUAUCAAUUCAAAUUUUCCCGCGUGAACAUUUAUAUAUAAGUGGUGGGAAGCAACAAACCAAUAUAUAUAUAUAUAUAUAUAUAUAUAUAUGUAUAUGUAUAUGUAUAUGUAUAUGAGAUCCUCACUUCUACAUCCUCAUUCUUCCUGUGGUUACCUAAGAGGUGAGGUGAAAGCUCACGGAAGCCCAAUUUGAUUAUGAGUGCUCAUCAUAAUUUCAACCUAACCUCCAAAUUACAUUGUUUGAUCCUUGUUUUUGAACGACUCUGUAACUUCUAAUUAUUCAAUUAUAUUAAGUUUCUAUUCUCUUAUCGCAUCAAACGUCUAAAUACAUUAUUAAAUAUCUGUGUCAAGACAAUUAUUUAAUUAAUUCUCAUAGCAAAAUAAGUUAAAAAAUAGAUUUAUCGUUGGAAAAUAUUAAAAUAAAAAAAGUGACUAUAACUUAAAAAUAAAAGUAAAUAAAUCUAUACCUUUUUCAUUGUCUUUGUGUUUUCUAUCAGUCAUUGAAGCGAGUCCUGUACAUUAUGAAACACUCUGUAUAUAUUUACCUCGUGUUAUAUAUAUAUAUAUAGAUACUGUUAUUGUUUUUCAAAACGUAAUAGGCCUACCAAUUGUAUAACUUGCGUCAUCAUUUCGUUGAACUGUUUCUCGGAUAAUGAGCGUAAAGAAAGGAAAAAGAAGAAGGUUAGUGACGAGUCCACGGUGAUUCUUUAUUGUAUCUUGGGAAUUGAAGGAAGAACAUAAAAGAAGAAAAAUGUUACGCGGCUAUUAAUGAUACGUUCCAGGCUAAACUUUACGAAACAAUUACGAACGUCCUGAGAUCUACAAAGCAUUAUAUAUUAUAUAUACUAUAUGUAUCCUUCGAGAAAAAGAUAAAGAAAAACGAUUGUUAGAAAACUGAUUUUAUACAGUAUUAACUGAGUUUGACUGCUAUCAAACAAAAAAAAAACGAAUGUUCAUAUAUUUUAUCGCAUCGUUGACUUUGAAGCUUCGAAUUCGACUGAAAGAAAGGAAAAAGAAAAAAGAAUGGGUUGAUAGGUACAAUAAAUGUAGUUUUUGCGUGAGUACGUGUUUUAAAGCUAAGAAAAAGCACGUUUUAUUAGAAGUCCUCGAAAGAAAUACCUUCCUUCGAUGCACCGCAUUUUUUUUUCACUCAGUCAUCAGUUAACAUUGAUGACUUUGCGAACGAAAAGAAUGAGCAUCCAUGUAAACGGGCCUUAACGCUUUAUCGAGUUCUCCUUCCCUCGUCCAAUCGUGGUCGAGCAAAUGCAUCGUAACUUUGUAAAUAUCACGCAGAGAUUUUCUCAGUUGUCGUUAAAUCUUCAUAAAUUCCAUUCGAAUCAGCAUCAUUGCAUCGUAGUAAUUAGAAACUUUUGAUUCCCCGUGCGAUUCAAUCUUUCUUUUUCUUCUUUCGAGCAUAGUACGUGUACUUACUCUACGUUUCACGCAACCUUCACCAGAUAAGCAUUGCACGUGAUCAAGUUGUAAUAAGCAUGUAACGAUAUCACUACCGGUAACGAUAUUAGUAGUAAUAUUAAUUAUUCGUAACAAAGAAAAAGAUAUCAUGAAGAAAGUGUUAAGGUGUAUUCAACAAUUUCGUAAAGCUUAUCAGUUUACUGCUGAUCAGAUCAAAGUCCUACGCCCUUUCGAGUUUGAACAGGUACUGUGUUUAUUAUAUUAGUACAAAGGGUUCGUUGUAUAUUUGGAUCUAGGUUAAAAUUAUAAAUUUUUAAAGUUAUGUUUAUCAAAUCAACUUUUUACUUAUAGUUAUUUUUUGUAUUUCGUUUUUAUGGAAUUUAUGAACUUAUUGUUAGUUCAAAUAGGACGUUGUACACCGCCGAGCAAAGAGGCUUUCCUUAGGAAAAGUGACGAUAAAGGGGAAACAGCACUAUUACUUACUAUGCAGGGUGAUCUUCUCGCAGCCGGACACAAAGGAACAUUGGCGACAAUGAAACCCUUGACCGCACCAUAAAGAGGUCCGCAUUGUCACGUGCCAGCGGGGACUUAACCGGGCCGAAACGACUCUGUAUCUUCAUGGUGCGGUCAAGGGGUUCAUUGUCACCAGUUCCUUUGUAUCCGGCUGCGAGAGGAUCACCCUGCAGUCGGGGGCAGACUGGCUAUUGGGAGUUCGGGUAGAUUCACAAUGGGCCGGUAGGGAUUUGGGGCCUAAUUAAUUAAAAUUAGGGGUAAAAACUUAAGUUCCAGUCUGCCUCUGAUUACAGUACUCGAAAAUUUCAAUGCAUUCUAUGUACUUUUAGUUUGUCAAUACUUAUUUUAAUAUGAAUUAUUUUUAAAAUACAGUUAAGUAAAAGAUUUAAAAGGCGAAACUUUUAUUUAAUGGAUGAAUUUAAAUAUAAUCAACAGCCUCAUAUGAAUGAUUAUCUUGAUUAUUAUUUUAGUCAUUAUAUUAUCAUUAUUAAAAAUAGUAAUUUUCAAAGUCCUAAUUUUGAAUAGUAUAUUAAUAUUAAUUUUUAAUGUUUAAUUAUUAAAUAUUAUAAAACUUUUCUCGCAAGUGAUGGGUUCCUUCCAGCAGGCGCGAUGCUGGAUAUUGUACAAAUACGACAAACCAUUUGUACCAAUGUGAUAAAACAGAAAGAGACCAGAGGAAGAGCUACAUAUGUAUGUUAAUUUGAAAAUGUCUUCGACGGAUUUCAUUCCAUGUAUUUCCAGGAUUUCAACGUUAAUACGAUAAUACAUUUAAUUGUGUACCUGUUAUACCAUGCACGCUAUAUAAAAAAAAAAAUCAAUGUUGCUCGAAGUGUAAAAUUGAGAAACGUUUCAUACAAUUCUGCUUCGGGGAACAAUGCGCACCGUCGAAUACAUGAACGAAGUACUCUUCUGAAUUUAGUUAUCUCUCUGUAUAUUACAAAACGCGAAAAGAGAAAAAAACAAUAGAAACAUUUGGUUAGAAAUAUAUAGAAAUUCGUAUCAAGAUUAUUUUUUGUACGUUAUGAAAACGAUGAAGUAUCUUCGUCAAAUGUCGACUGUUACUUAUUUAACAACGGUGUAACGUUAAUUUAAUGUAUUGCGUAUAAAUUUAGUGUAACGUUAAUUUAAUAUACAGAAAAACGAAACAUGGAUAGAUAACGUUUCCCAUUUCGUCAGUUUUGUUAAGUUUAUCGACCUUUGGAAGGGUCGUACGAAGACUCGAUGCCAGAGUACCAUCGCCGCUCAGAGUAUCUAGUCCAUAAAUAAAAAAAAGUACGUUAAGACAUUUGAGAGAAGAAUGCAUACAAUUACAACUUUGCCGACAGAAUAUUCCAAAAAAUACGUAAGCACGCUUGCAUUAAUCAUUAUAUCCCUUGGAAACUACAUUCACUAUCUAUAUAACACCUCAAACAUGCAUAUCAAACAUUGUUCCAAGCUUUCCUUAUAUUUUUUUAACAAAGCUUUAGAAACAUCUCAUGCUUAUAUACAUAAUGCAAUCAUAACUUAAGUCUUAAAUAAUACACUUUGUAUGCUAGAAUUGUACAUCAGCACUGUCCAUAAGAGAGAUCCUUUACAUGUUUUGCAAUUUCACUGUUUGGCUCGCCCUUCAGUCUCCUCAGCACUCAUGAAGUCACAGGAUACCCAUCAGUCCCAUUUUAUGGACUCUGUGAUAAGUGUCAAAUAAGCCAUAGUAGGAAGUCGCUAAAUUUUAUAAAAUGUAUACAGUAGCUCUAGUGGAUAACACUUCAGUGGUCUAUAAUGAUAUUACCUAUGGGAACAUUGGUCCAUGAUGACAUUGUCCAUGAGAGCAUUAGUUUAUAACAAUGUUGUCCAUGGAAGCAUUAGUCUAUUGUGAUGCUGCUAUGGGAACAUUGGUCUACAAUGACAUUAUCCAUGAGAGCAUUAGUUUAUAACAAUGGGAGUAUUAGUUUAUAAUCCAUAAUGAUACUAUAUGUUGGAGCAGUAGUCAAGAACUAUGCUGUCCAUAGGAGCAAUAGGCUAGUAACAAUACUGUUUGUGGAAGCAUUGAUUUAUAAUGAUAUUGUCUGAGAAAUCACUGGUCUAUAACUAUGCUGUCUAUGGAAGCACUGCUCUAUAACAAUAUUGUCUGUAGGAAUAGUGAUGUAUAACAAUGCUAUCCAUGGAAACACUGGACUGUAUCAAUGCUGUCUAGGGAAACACUGUCUAUCUAGAGAACCACUGGUCUAUUUCAAUGCUGCCCAUGGAAACACUGAUCUAUAACACUGUUAUUUAUAGAAACAUUGUUCUACAUCAGUGCUAUCCAUAGAAGCAAUAGUUCAUAACGAUGCUAUUCAUAACAGGUAUCCUUAACAUGUUUUGGUUUUCCAUCACCCAAAUUCUGUAUUAUGUCCACAUUUAAAUACACCCAUAAUCUCAUGGUCUGUUCGGAAUCCCAAUUUCUAAACUGUAGAAGCUGCUUUGGAAAACACUGACCAGUUAUACUAUUAUCUCCAACAGUCAUUUCCUUAAUUCCCUAUCAUUUGUAUUUAGUCUCCCUAACUAACCAUCUUAAAAUUAUAUGGUUCUCCAAACUUCUCUUUAAUAAACAAAUUCUUAUCGAAAAUCCACUCAUAAACCCAUUAAUCCUCUAUGAGCAUACAUGGAUAGGUAAUCCAUAAAAAUUUCCCAAGGACUCUUGUGGACAACACUGUAUAUCCUGCAGCGAUAGUUUAUAAUAAUCAUCGAUAACUGCGAUUUAAUUAUUCACAGGUAAUUCGAUAAUUCAUGGUAUUGAUGCUGAUUACAGCAUUUCAGUCGGCAAAGUGGUACAUUGAUGUACUAUCUAAGAGGAGCAGUCAUUAAUAUGCAUAAAAUCGAUCAUCACGAGUAAUAUAGGAAGCGUAGGAUAGAGGUGUAUAAGUGUAGGCACGUAGAGAGGCAAAUUCUUAGAUAAUCUCAUUCCACUUACCUCCCGGAUUCUAAAGUGAAAAUCGUUUCUUGAAUCCGGUUUUCUUAUCGCGCGUGGAUACCGCUUGAAUCCAUAACCGCAACACUUAACUAGAUUUGGUUCUAUCAUUUUUUCAGGACCAAUUACCAUAAACGAUUAUAUCGGUAGCAUGUUCGAAUCGUGUUAUUAUGCAGCAUUGUACUUAAAACUUUCAUGAGAAACGCCGUGAGCCCGGCAUCGAUCGAAAAGCUACGUGUUACUUGUAUCAAACUACUUAUAUAGGAACUAAAUCGGCGUUUUUUUCUUUUUUACACAUUAUUACAUGUGUGUUCAUAUGGUUUUUGUUUGAUUUCAUGUUAAUGUUAAGUGAUAUCAGACUCGAAGUUUAAAUUAAAAAGUUUAAAAGAAUGUUGAUGUUAUAAGCUUCACAAUAACAAUCAUUAAAAUACAAUGUUACUUUACAACUGA